Molecule: messenger RNA, 7851 nt
Organism: Fulmarus glacialis (Northern fulmar)
Lineage: Eukaryota; Metazoa; Chordata; Aves; Procellariiformes; Procellariidae
Product: obscurin-like
Exons: 34
Coding region: 1-7851 (2616 amino acids)
Cellular component (GO): plasma membrane
Molecular function (GO): guanyl-nucleotide exchange factor activity; fibroblast growth factor binding; fibroblast growth factor receptor activity
Source: RefSeq, a predicted model, not a curated record
AUGAACUUCAUGAAUGGCAUUACCAGUACCUUAAAAAUAGAACAUUCCUCCAUUUACUAUUUUUGUUCUGCCCGUUUGUUCACUUUGCACCAUCCCCCCUUUCAAGCCCUGCCCGUGCUUUUCAAACACUGGCUGAAAAAUGAGGAGGUGGAGGAAGGGCGCACAGCCGUGCUGCACUGCGAGCUGACGAAACCCAAUGCACCCGUGGAGUGGAGGAAAGGAGAUAUGGUGCUGCAGCCAAGUGACAAGUAUGAGAUCCGGCAAGAGGGGACACGUGUUGAGCUCUUCAUCUAUGAUGCCGAGGCUCAGGAUGCUGGCGAUUAUACGUGCGACUCGGGGGAUCAGCAGACCACUGCAUCGCUCCAAGUCAAAGUACUACCCGUGCUGUUUAACACUGAGCUGAAAAACGUAGAGUCUGAAGAAGGGGGAACGGCUGUCUUGCACUGUGAGAUCUCCAAGCCGGACGCCCCUGUGGAGUGGAGAAAAGGAGGGGUGGUCAUUCAGCCCAGCGACAAGUACGAGAUGAAGCUGAAAGGCAGCAUUGCUGAGCUGAUCAUCCAUGGUGUAGAGCCUGAUGACUGCGGGGAUUAUACCUGUAGCACCGGGUACGAGAUCACCACAGGUUCUGUGUAUGUGCAAGCCAAGAACAGCAUUGUCCAAGGCUUGGAGAAUGUGGAAGCCGUGGAAGGAGGGGAAGCCCUCUUUGAAUGUUAUCUUUCCAAGCCCGAGUGCUACAAUUACAACUGGCUGAUUGACGAUGAACCUGCCAAAACUACAGAAAACACUGAGAUGGUUUACUUUGAAAAUGGACGCAGGCAUCUUCUGCUGCUGAAGAACCUAACUCCCCAGGACAGCUGCAGGGUGACUUUUAUGUGCAGCGACGCGGUGACCUCAGCCUUCCUGACGGUGAAAGGAUGGCGCCUACAGAUCUUGCAGCCUCCCACAGAUGUGGAGGUCUCUCCGGGGGAGAAAGCUACAUUUAGCUGUGUUCUAAGUGAAGCUGUGCCAAUCGCUGAAGUUGCCUGGUAUAGCAAUGACAUGGAGAUCCAGUCGGAUGAGGACUGGGAGGUACAAGCAGAUGGAAACAAAUACAAACUUCUUCUGAAAAAAGCCCAGCCGCAUCAUUCUGGAGAGGUGACCUUUGCUUCCAGGGAAGCAAUUGCAUCAGCCAAGUUAUCUGUGAUAGCCCGCCCCGAUCCACCUGAAGAACCAGAAGUUUUAAGUAAGAACAGCCACUCUGUAACUCUGUCUUGGUACAAGCCGUUGAGCGACGGCGGUUGUGACAUCCUAGGCUACAAUGUGGAGAGGAAAAUCCCAGGUAUUGGCUGGCAGUCAUGCAGCAAGGGCAUUAUUCAAAACACGGAGUUUAUGGUGGACGAUCUCACCCCGGGUGAAUCCUACAGAUUCCGCGUCUCAGCUAUAAACAAAGUUGGGGCCAGCGAGCCGGUGCACUUCCCUCAGAUGGUGCGGCUAGGUGAGAACGGAGAGAUGCCCCCAUGGAGGACGGCAAGCUGCUGUAGACCUUUCUCAGAAGGGGAGGCGGCUCGCUUGGAGUGCAAAUUGUCAAGUGAAACUGAGGAGAGAGUGACAUGGUUCAAAGGAAAAGAACAAAUACAAGCUGGAGGGAGAUACGAGAUCCUCUCUGAUGGAAAAAAGCAGAUACUCAUUAUUCAUGCAUUUAAACCUGAAGAUCAGGACACAUACACCUGCAUGGUUUCUCCAGAAGUCAAAUCUGUUGCCAGCUUGUGUCUUGAAGUUCCCACAGUGACAAUGCUAAAAGAGAUCGCCAGGGAAGCACCCCGUGCAAGCCAACCAGAAGAGCUGGUGGAUGGCCAUGUCCAGCCCAGCUUGCCCCCUGAGGCUGCUCAGGAGGGAGACCUUCACCUCCUGUGGGAAGCCCUGGCCAAGAAACGCCGGAUGAGUCGGGAGCCCACCUUGGAUUCCAUCAGCGAGGUGCCUGAAGAGGAUGACAAGCUUCAGAAGUUAAGGAAGGAGGAAGCAGAGAUGUCUCACUAUUACUCAGAAGAGUACUCCACGUGUGAUGAGCUGGCUAGGACAGGAGAAGCAGAUUUCUCUUUCACAAGCUCAGAUGAUGAGUCUAGAGCUGGGACUCCAUCACUGGUGAACUACCUCAAGAAAGCUGGGAAGACAAGUGUCAGUGUUACUAGCAAGGUUCAGUCCAUCUCCACAGGCAAAUUAUGGAAACAGUGGGAGAAAUCCAGUGUGGAGACUGUUGUGACUACCCCAGCUGCUAAGCCAGCUGAACCAGAAAUACCAGAUUUAGAUGAUCCUUCUAUGAACAAGGCCGCUGUGAAGAUCCAGGCUGCUUUCAAAGGCUACAAAGUCAGGAAAGAGAUCAAGCAACAAGAGUGCCCAGUGUUUACUGAGACCCUCAAAGAUUUCUCUGGUGAGCCUGGAAGCACUCUCCACCUUGAGUGUGUGGCCCACAGCAAAACCGACAUGAAAGUCCGUUGGCUGAAAGAUGGGGAAGAGCUUUCAGAUGGUCGCUAUUAUCACAUAGAUAAUUACAGUGAUGGGACCUGCUCUUUGAUUAUCACUGGUCUGGACAAGAAAGAUGCAGGUAAAUACACCUGUGAGGCAUCCAAUAAAUUUGGCAAGGUUUCACAGAGUGCUAAGGUGGUUAAACAAAGCACUGACAGUGAGACAGAGAGCUCGUCUGGCAGUGAGCUGGAUGAUGCUUUCCGUAAAGCAGGAAGGAGACUUCAUAGACUCUUCUGGGCCAAGAUCUCAACAGAGAUAUCUGAUGUGGAGGAAGAGCUCUUUGUCAGUGCAGAUGAAGGGGACAUAGAGGUGGUCGACCAUCAGACGUAUCGUGAGGAUGACAAGUACAUCUACAUCAAGUUUGAAAUCUUGUCUGAGGCAAAAACUGCCGCCACUCGAUUCAGAGAGAUGUUUGGUGCUCUGGGAAUUCCUGUGGAGAUUGACAUUUUGGAACAAGGCCCUAAAAAAAUUGAAUUGCGUAUUGGGAAGGCAACACCACCCACCCAUGGGAAGUUUGCACCACCAGUAGUGAGACCUCCACCACCUUUGCUGACUUCUGAUACAGCUCCCAUGUUCAUGACUGAGCUCCAAAACCAAGAGGUACAAGAUGGAUAUCCAGUCAGCUUUGACUGCAUUGUCGUUGGCAAACCGCUCCCCACGGUUCGCUGGUUCAAGGAUGGGAAAGCUAUUGAAGAAAACGAUCAUUACAUGAUCAAUGAGGACCAGGAAGGGUGCCAUCAGCUGAUCAUCACAGCUGUGGUCCCCACCGACAUGGGUGUUUACCGUUGCCUCGCUGAAAACAACAUGGGAGUUGCUUCAACCAAAGCUGAGCUUCGAGUGGAAGUGACCAGCACCGACUAUGAGACAGCAGCAGAUGCAACAGAGACAUCUUCUUACUACAGUGCCAAAGAAUAUAUUUCAAGCCGAGAACAGGAGGAAUCUACCACUGAGGAGGAGCAAUUGCCCCAAAUCUUCGAUGAGCUUCAUGAUAUUCAUGUGGCACCUGGAGCAUCACUGGCUAAAUUUCACCUGAAGGUGAAAGGGUACCCGCAGCCUCGUCUCUAUUGGUUCAAAAACGGAGAGCCGUUGAAGGCCUCGGAUCGCAUCCUGAAGACUGAUAAACAGGAAUUCCACUCGCUGGAAGUUCGCGACGUCACUAAGGCAGAUGCUGGCCAGUACUCAGUAUUUGUCAUCAACUCCGCUGGUUCUGCGUAUUCGUCAGCCAGGCUGGUAGUUAAAGAUCCUGAUGAGAAAGAAGAACCAUCAGAAACAGAUUCCCGCGAGCAGCUGAUACCACCAAGGUUCCUAGAAAGAUUUACUAAUAAAAAGGUGAAAAAAGGUGCAAGCAUCACAUUAUCUGUAAAAGUUGAAGGACAUCCACCACCAACUAUUACUUGGCUGAAAGAAGAGUCUCGGGAAGACAUCCUGUGGAUCAAACCAGACACUCCUGGGUAUAAACUUGCCAGUUCAAAUAUGCAUCACAGUCUAAUCCUGUUGGAUGUUAAAAAGAAGUACAGUGGAGCUUAUACGUGCAUUGCUACCAACAAGGCUGGCCAGUCCAUCUGCACCGCCAUCCUGGAAGUUGCAGAUGUGAAAGAGGCUGAAGCACUGACCCAGGAGCGCGUGAUGGUGUCAGAAGCCAUCAUGACCACACUGGGAGCUAUUCAUCCCUCUGAAACAAGAGAAGGUUAUCUGGAACCUGGUAGAGAAGGUGUACCCAAAAGCCCUAUUUCAUUAGCUGAUGUUGGCUCGGAAGAGUUCUUCCAGAAACUCACCUCACGUAUCUCAGAAAUGGUAUCUGCAAAAAUAAGUCAGGCCACACUUCGAGUGCCAGGUGCAGAAAGUGAUGAUGAAUCAAAAACUCCCUCUGCAUCUCCUCGCCAUGGACGAUCCAGACCUUCAUCCAUUGCUCAGGAGUCCUCCUCUGAAUCUGAAGAUGGGGAUUCCAGAGGAGAGAUCUUUGACAUCUACAUGGUCACAGCUGACUACUUGCCCGCUGCGCCUGACAGGGAGACCAUCACUUUGAAGGAAGGCCAAUAUGUGGAAGUCCUUGAUUCAGCUCAUCCUCUGAAAUGGCUGGUCAGGACUAAACCCACAAAAUCUAGCCCCUCUCGGCAGGGUUGGGUAUCUCCAGCUUAUCUGGACAAGAAAUUAAAGUUGUCACCAGAGUGGGGAACAACAGAAGCUCCUGAGUUCCCUGGAGAGUUUGUUUCUGAAGACGAAUAUAAAAGGAAGCUAAGUGUUCUUAUUCAAGAGCUGUUAAUCUCAGAGGAGGAUUACAUUCAAGAUCUACAGUUUGUCCAGACUCAUCACCUUAAGUACACUGAGACCUGUCCCAAUGUUCCAGGAGCUGUCGCCAGCCAGAAAUCCACCAUCUUCAGAAAUAUUGAUGACAUUGCUCGCUUCCAUUCCAGUGUCUUCCUCCGAGGCUUGCAGAGAUGUGACACUGAUGAUGAUGUGGCCAUGUGCUUUAUCAAGCAUGAAACAGAGUUUAAUAAGUACAUCCAGUACCUGGUGGGGAGGGUACAGGCUGAGUCGAUUGUUGUCAGCAAAGCUGUCCAGGAUUUCUACAAGAGAUACACAGAUGAAAUUUUAACUAAUGACGAUCCUUCACAGCCACUUAUCCCACCACUGCAGCACUACCUGGAAAAACCCAUAAACAGGAUCCAGCAGUACCAGACUAUAAUCAAGGAAUUAAUCCGAAACAAAGCAAGAAAUAGCCAAAACUGCACUUUGCUGGAGCAGGCUUAUGCCAUUGUGUCUGCACUCACCCGAAGAGCAGAAAACAACCUCCAUGUCUCGCUCAUUGAGAAUUAUCCGGGGACCUUGGAAAGCCUUGGUGAACCCAUCCGACAGGGCCAAUUCGUUGUGUGGGAAGGGGCUCCAGGAGCUAGAAUGGCAUGGAAAGGACACAAAAGACACGUCUUCCUCUUCAAAAAUUAUAUUGUGAUCUGCAAACCAAAGCGAGACACAAAGACAGACACCUACAGUUACAUCUUCAGGAACAUCAUGAAGCUGAACAACAUAGAUGUGAACGACCUUGUGGAAGGGGAUGACCGGGCGUUUGAGAUCUGGCACGAACGGGAAGACUUGGUCCGCAAGUACCUCCUUCAGGCACGUACAGUGAAUAUCAAGAACUCCUGGGUGAAGGAGAUCUGUGGCAUACAGCAGCGGAUCAGCGAGCCUGUCUGGGUCCCUCCAGACUUCGAGGAAGAACUGGCAGAUUGUACAGCUGAGCUGGGAGAGACAGUCAAGCUGGCUUGCAAAGUUACGGGAGCUCCCAAGCCGUCUGUCAGCUGGUACAAAGAUGGAAAGCCUGUGGAGGUGGAUCCCCAUCACAUUAUAAUAGAAGAUCCCGACGGUUCCUGCACAUUGAUCUUGGACAACCUAACAGGUGUUGACUCAGGACAGUACAUGUGCUUUGCUUCCAGUCCUGCUGGAAAUGCCAGUACCUUAGGAAAGAUACUUGUUCAAGUGCCACCACGGUUUGUGAACAAGGUUAGAAAUGCUUAUUUUGUGGAGGGUGAAGAUGCUCAGUUUACUUGUACUAUCGAAGGAGCACCUAGGCCUCAAAUCAGAUGGUACAAAGAUGGUCUACUGUUGAAAGACACAAGUAAAUACCAGACUUUCAGUGAACCACGGAGUGGCAUAAUAGUCCUGGUGGUCAAGAACCCUUCCAAUGAAGAUAUGGGACACUAUGAAUGUGAGCUGAUGAACAGAUUAGGGUCUGCAAAAAGCGGAGCAGAACUUUACCAUCACAGUGCUGCAGCCCUGACCCAGGAGAGGAGAGGAGACCAAGCCAUUACUAUAGAAGUCACUGAACAAGAGACUAAAGUGCCCAAGAAAACCAUCAUCAUAGAGGAAACGAUAACCACCGUGGUGAAGAGCCCAAGACAAAGGGGAAGGGUUUCUCCUGCACGUUCUUCUUCAGGUCAUUCGCCUUCCCGCUCCCCAAGAGCGGAGCCAACUCCAGAGCCAGUUUACGUUUCAAAGAUCAGGCAGCCUGUCCACAGACACGAGCAGGAGGCCACACCGAAGUCUGCUGUUCCCAUGCUUUUUGUCACAGAACCAGAGGACAGGCAAGGAGCAGCAGCUAGAGAUGUCGUCAUAGAGACCAGGGUGGAAGAGAAAAAGCCCAAAUGGGUUGAAGUGGAAGAAAUAAUUGAAUUCAAGGUGAAAAAAUCACCAAAACCUGCAAGGAAAAGAGGCUCUUCCCCAGCAAAACAAGAAAAAGAUGACUCGGGGGUGUUAACAUUCACUUUUCCCAGCUCAAGGCCUAGGCGUUCCCCAGAAGAUGAUCCAAACACAAACAACUCCAACAAUAAAUUGGUGGAACAGUCAAAAUCUUUGCCUAAUGACGGUCUCUCUGAAGCUGAUAUCCAGCCCUUGGUGUAUGCAACCGAGCAGGAAGGACCUCAAGUCAGCAGUGAAGACAGAAGCUCCCCGUGUGGGUCUGAACAACCAGGAAAUAAUUCAUUUAUGGAUUGUGGAACUGAAGGACAGAGCUUCCCACAGGAAACAAGUGCUCGCUACGGGUCAGAUGUCGCUUCCCCGCUGCUUGCCUGCGGGGGCGAGCCUUUGAUCUUCAGUUUUGAGACAGAUGCUGCAGACCAGCACGAACUUCUGUUCCCACCAGCGAGUCCAGAGGUUAAGGAAGAGGUAGAUGAAUUAGAUGUAUCUUGGCCUGUUGAAGAGGGGGUACCUCAAGUAAUGCAAGAUGUCCUUCCAGAAGAGGAUAAUGUCGUUAUAGUUGAUGAACCAGAGGAACUACAGACAGAUGACAUUAGCACCCGGGACCGCAAAAUCUUAACCCACAAUGGCAAAGUAUUGACUUUGGAGGAUCUUGAAGAUUAUGUUCCUGAAGAAGGUGAGACCUAUGGGUGUGAUGAUCAGAACCAUACAGCAGAGAAACCCUGCGAGAUCUCCGUACUCCAGACAGAGAUUAACGAGCCAACGAUUGGGAAGCCAGUGCUGCUGAAUCUGGUGAGACCUGUGGUGUCCAAGCCCAGGCAAAGAUUUUUCAGCCAGUUUGAGGAGCACAUUCCUGGGGGCAUAUUCAUGUCAGCAUCUAGAGUAACCGGUGUGCAGUCUGUAGGCCCCUCAAACAUCUCUUUCCAUGUCAGCGAUACCUGCAUGGCAGUGACGCCUGGACUGCAUGCAGCAACAGCAGCAGCUUCUCCUGGUCCCUCCUUCACAGUGAAACCAUCUUUCUGCACCGAAGUCCAGCUCUCAGCAGACAACGGACAGUCAAGCUUUAAAACUGAAGUUUCUACAAGAACCCUCAGCUAUGGGACUGUUGGCGAGCCUGUUACCUUGCACAUCAGCACAGAAGACCUCUCCCAAAGCUGA